Molecule: messenger RNA, 2237 nt
Organism: Colletes gigas
Lineage: Eukaryota; Metazoa; Arthropoda; Insecta; Hymenoptera; Colletidae
Product: homeobox protein Hox-A1a
Exons: 2
Coding region: 332-1750 (472 amino acids)
Biological process (GO): regulation of transcription by RNA polymerase II
Cellular component (GO): nucleus
Molecular function (GO): DNA-binding transcription factor activity, RNA polymerase II-specific; RNA polymerase II cis-regulatory region sequence-specific DNA binding
Source: RefSeq, a predicted model, not a curated record
AUCGCUGGCGCCCGCGUCCACAGUAGUUACUCGUCCCACCAGGAUCCAUCGAUCGCGAACCGCCGGUGAUGCAUUCCACAUCCAGAGUGACGUAGUUCGAUCCGUACGCCGCGGAACGACUCGCUAGAUAAGUGUGUCUGGUCAGUGAUAUCGUGCGUCGCUUGUCCCGAAUCGGCCGUUGGGAUCGUCGUGUGCGAGGGUCGAUCGGUGGCGGGUCACCGCGAUGUAAAUCGCGUCCACGUACGCGUCCCUCCUCCUCUGUUCCCGGGAAAACGGUGGUGGUCAACAGCAGCAGGUGGUCAAUUGAUGUAUUCGUCUCACCGCUACGAGGAUGAUGAUGAUGGACAUGGGCAUGUACGGAACCUACGGCAAGCCUGACUCAUACCCGAACUACAUGUGCACGGGCCAAGGGAAUCAUCAUCAUCAUCAUCAUCAGCCCGUAUCCGUCGGUGGGCACGUGCCGGUCCCGGCCUCGCCGGAACUCGCACCGGCUCAUUAUUUCCCUCAGACCGCCGUGUCGCCUUACUCGUCCUCCUCCUCGGAGAGCUUCCUAGCCGCGGAGUCCGCCGCGUCCUCCGGCACGCCGCCCCAAGGAUUCUACUCACCGACGGCCGGCGUCUUGCACGAGGACGGUUCCACCACCGCGAUCAUCUCCUCGGAGAACGGUCUGAGCUACACGAACCUGGACUACGCGUCCUCCUCGUCCUCCUCUUACUCCGGUCAGCCGCAACAGCAACAACACGCGAACGGAUCCCACGGCUCGAUCGAUCCUCACCAGAGUUACCAUGUCCAGCAGUCGACGUACAGGGACGAUCAUCACCACCAUCCGAUGGUACCCGGCGGACACUCGAGAACGGAUCACGAGCAGCAGUUGCAUCAUCAGUCUUCUAGUCAUCACCUCCACCAUCACCACCAUCACCACGAGCCCGACUAUCAGAUCCCGGUCGCCGGAACCACCAACUAUCUCCACCAGCUACCAUCCGCGGAAGAUUCCUCCCUCCACUAUCACUCUCAGAUCCGACAGAACGACUAUUCGACCCACGCCACUGGUCACUAUAAAGAGGAGAACGCCGAUCCGUCGGCCUACCACGUGCUACAACAACCCGGACACCCCCAGCAUCCCCAUCAGCACGGCCACGGGCACCACCAUCAACAGCAUCCCCACGGCCAUCAUCCUCCCCAGCAGCAGCAACAGCAACAGCUACACGUACCCACUUACAAGUGGAUGCAGGUGAAGAGGAACGUGCCGAAGCCCGUCGCAGGAAAGACGAAUCCAAAUGUGGGCGAGUUCGGUGGUAGCACGAUCAGGGGUACGACCGUAUCCACGUACUCCAACACCACGAACGGUCCCGUGAGCUGCCUUACCGGCGGUCCGUUGGUCGGCAUUGCAGGUGGAUUCAACAAUACCGGCCGUACCAACUUCACGAACAAGCAGCUUACGGAACUCGAGAAGGAGUUUCACUUCAACAAGUACCUGACCAGGGCAAGGCGUAUCGAAAUAGCGUCGGCGCUGCAACUGAACGAAACGCAAGUGAAAAUUUGGUUCCAGAACAGAAGGAUGAAGCAGAAAAAAAGAAUGAAGGAGGGUCUGAUACCUGCUGAGAACGCAACCAUAGCGCCGCUCGGCGGUGCCAGGAGUAGCAGUAAUUCGCCGACUAGUUCUUCUAGCCACGAAGCCGGCGGUCUUGGUUUAUCGAAUUUUACCAGCGACAAUAGUCGGGAAUCCCCGCCCUCCUCCACGAAAGAUUGACGCGUUCUUUGCUGCAGCAAUGAACGAAUUUAUGGUCUACGACUUAGCGACGAUUGGUGAAAGUCGAAAGAGAAUUAACUUAUUUCAAAUUUCCCGCAAGUCGAAUGGUAAUUCGAGUCGGUACACCUGCUGCAGCAACGAUCGAUAAUCGCUACCCCGGACGGACGAUCAAUUAUAACAAAAUUAAAAGGCUACACGUGAAUCGUUCUUGUAAUAAUGUAACACACCGUUUCCCGAUGAUCUUGCAAAUCAACUAUUAAAAUUAAUCGAACAUAGAAUAGAGAUUCAACGACAUAUAUAACAACUGUACGAGCUAUUUAUUUUGUUUCUAAUUUGUGUAUGCCGCGACGGCAAUAUUAAUAGAAUCGAUCUGCGAGAUUGAUCGUUGAAAUCAUCCCGCAAGGUUACCAUAUACCUCAGUUUGUGUAAAUGGUAUAACAAUAUUUAUAUAUGUAAUUAUAAAUACCAAUGAUUAAAUACAGUAUAU